UGUUCCCGAACACAGGCAGAUUGGAAAAUGCAUAAUAAAAUUGAAUUUGUUUCGUAAUGAAAACAAAAUAGUACAUACUAGCCUAAUGUACUAGGUAUACUUUGUAUUUAAUUUACUAUAUUGAAAUGAAACAACAAUUACCGCAAACAUUGAGACAGCUUUCCGAUAGUUUCCUUUCAAAGUCCCUUGAUCCAAUCUCGGUAGUUGAACAAUGCAUUGCAUUGGCGAAAACCCGUAAUAAUUUGAACGCUUUCGUAAGCUUGUCCGCCGCUGAAGCUCGCAAACAUGCAGAGAAUUCCGCUGAACGGUAUCGUGAUGGAAAACAUCUCGGUGUUGUUGACGGUGCUCCGAUCGCUAUAAAGGACAACUUCUGUACCAAAAACGUACCAACUACAUGUGCUUCGCGUAUGCUGAAAAAUUUUGUACCCACAUACAAUGCAACGGUUUACAACCGGUUGAAGCGCCAAGGAGCGCUGUUACUCGGGAAGACCAACAUGGACCAGUUUGCAAUGGGAUCGGGAUCGGUAGAUUCGAUUUUUGGACCAACAAAAAAUUGUUGGAGCGAAAAUUUGCAAAACGAUGAAUUCCGAAUCGCUGGCGGGAGUUCUGGUGGGUCAGCGGUUGCUGUGGCCUCCGGGGUUUGUUUUGCAGCUCUGGGAUCCGAUACAGGUGGUUCAACGCGUAAUCCUGCAUCCUACUGUGGUGUUGUAGGGUUUAAAUCAACUUAUGGACUCCUGUCGCGGCAUGGGCUGAUUCCUCUGGUGAACUCAAUGGAUGUUCCAGGAAUUAUAACCAGGAAUAUAGAUGAUUGCGUUGCGGUCUUUAACACAAUUGCUGGACCGGACGAUCGGGACUCGACAACAAUUAAGUCACGUUUUGAACCGAUUCAACUCGCACAAUCCAAUCAUAUUUCGCUAAAAGGUUUGAAGGUCGGAAUUCCAAUCGAAUACCACUGCGAAGGUUUGUCUGAUGAUGUUUUGAAGGCGUGGACUGAUGUUGCCGACAUGCUUGAAGAUGCUGGAGCAAAAGUGGAACCUGUUUCACUUCCCUACACGUCAGCUUCGAUUUUCGUUUAUUCAAUUUUGAAUCAAUGCGAAGUUAGUAGUAAUAUGGCUCGAUUUGAUGGAAUAGAGUAUGGGCAUCGGUCAGACGAGGAGACGAGCACAGAGCAAUUGUACGCAAAGUCACGAGCCGAAGGAUUAAACAGUGUUGUUAAAAAUCGCAUUCUGGCUGGAAACUACUUUUUGCUGCGUAAAAACUACGAAAAAUACUUUAUGAAAGCAUUAAAAGUUCGAAGAUUAAUAGCAAACGAUUUCGAUGAAGUUUUCCGGAAAGUACACAUUCUGCUAACUCCAACCACGUUGAGUGUGGCACCACUGUAUAAGAAUUUUAUGAGCAGCAACAACCGAGAUCAGUGUGCCGUUCAAGACUUCUGUACACAACCCGCCAACAUGGGAGGAAUUCCUGCAUUAUCCCUUCCAAUCCGACUAUCGGAAGAACUAUUACCAAUUAGUUUACAGUUAAUGGGCCCAAGUUUCUCAGAACAAACGCUCUUCGAAGUUGCGAAAUGGAUUGAAACACAGGUGCAAUUUGAUAGGUACUAUUAGGUCACAAGGAUUUGUUGAAUAUAGAAUUUCAGAAUA
This is a messenger RNA of Malaya genurostris, 1643 nucleotides long. RefSeq names its product glutamyl-tRNA(Gln) amidotransferase subunit A, mitochondrial (gene GatA). Bases 126 to 1607 code for a protein of 493 amino acids. Gene Ontology annotation, molecular function: glutaminyl-tRNA synthase (glutamine-hydrolyzing) activity. Gene Ontology annotation, cellular component: glutamyl-tRNA(Gln) amidotransferase complex; mitochondrion. The transcript is spliced from 3 exons. Lineage: Eukaryota; Metazoa; Arthropoda; Insecta; Diptera; Culicidae. Gene Ontology annotation, biological process: glutaminyl-tRNAGln biosynthesis via transamidation; mitochondrial translation. The record is from RefSeq and is a predicted model, not a curated record.